CCAGCGCAAGACGUCAUUCCCCUGGCAUCCCGAGCAUUACGAGUCCGGAAAUAUCGGCUGGGAGCGACAAAGGAGCCCGGCUCUCCCACAGCGGUAACCGGCCGGAGCGACACUGGCAUCAUGAGCGGCUUCCGGCAGCAGAAUGUGGAGGACUUCUAUGAGAUGGGAGAGGAGCUGGGAAGUGGUCAGUUUGCAAUUGUGAGGAAGUGCCGGGAACGUAGAACAGGAUUAGAAUACGCUGCCAAGUUCAUUAAGAAGCGCCGCUUAUCAUCCAGUCGCCGAGGAGUGAGCCGGGAGGAGAUUGAGAGAGAAGUAGACAUCCUGAGAGAGAUUCAACACCCAAAUAUCAUCACGCUUCAUGAUGUGUUUGAGAAUCGCACAGAUGUGGUGCUUAUACUAGAGCUAGUGUCUGGGGGAGAAUUGUUUGAUUUCUUGGCACAGAAAGAGAGCUUGAGCGAGGAAGAAGCCACCAUGUUCUUAAAACAGAUUCUAGAUGGGGUCCACUACCUACACCACAAAAGUAUUGCACACUUUGAUCUGAAGCCAGAAAAUAUCAUGUUGCUGGAUCAAAGUAGCCCAAACCCUCGAAUAAAACUCAUUGAUUUUGGAAUUGCCCACAAAAUACAAGCUGGGAAUGAGUUCAAAAAUAUAUUUGGAACACCUGAAUUUGUCGCUCCUGAGAUUGUAAAUUAUGAACCACUUGGAUUGGAGGCUGAUAUGUGGAGCAUUGGAGUGAUCACUUACAUCUUGUUAAGUGGGGCAUCUCCCUUUCUGGGAGAGACAAAACAGGAAACGUUGACCAAUAUUUCAGGUGUUAAUUAUGAUUUUGAUGAGGAAUAUUUCAGUAAUACAAGUGAACUUGCUAAGGAUUUCAUACGAAGACUGCUAGUCAAAGAUCCAAAGAAACGGAUGACAAUUGAUGAGAGUUUGGAACAUUCAUGGAUUAAGGCCAUCAAGCGACGCAAUGUUCGCCAUGAGGACAGUGGAAAGCGGCCAGAGCGAAGGAGGUUGAAGACAACGCGACUUAAGGAAUAUACAAUCAAAUCCCAUUCUAGCAUGCCUCCUAAUAAUACAUAUGUCAACUUUGAAAGAUUCAGCCAUGUGUUGGAAGAGUUAGGAGCUGCAGAAGAUGCGCUCCGUGAGCUACAGAAGAGUCAGACUACUUCGCGUGAAGAUGUUUGUACUCUGCGCUCCAUUUAUGAAGAAAAGGAAAGCUGGUAUCGGGAAGAGCAAGAAGGUGUGACACGACAGCUGAUGGGGCUUCAACAAGAGCUACAGCAUGGAGAAGGUCAACGUCGGCAGCUUCAAGAAGAUCUGCGAACUACCAUGCUAAGUGCAAAUGGUCUGAAGAGGAGAUUUGGCAGAUUGGAAAACCGAUAUGAAGCAUUAGCAGCACAAGUCACUGCAGAGAUGAGCUUUGUUGAAGAGCUACUAAAAUCCAUGGAAAGGCCAGGAGCAGAUGAUGUCAGGAGUGUAUGCUAGAAAUAGAGAAAUCCUGAUUGUGCAUUUCUUGCUAUAUAUUUGUUCUCUGACACACAGACUGUGGAUGUGCUAAGCUAGCACUAUAAAAGAAGAGAAUGAAUACACUACAAUUCCACAUUCUAGUAAAAUGUAAUGGGUUGUCUGAGAGAAUAAAAAAUCUCAGACAAGUUCAUGGAUGGGAUGGUCUAAAAAAAAAAUGUUAUACUUACCUUUAUCUUCAGCGCUGUUCUCUGUGCCACUGGUUUGAUCCUUCUGCCAUUACUUGUUUACAAACUCCAGCAGUGACACUGCAGCCUAUCACUGUCCUUAGCAGUAGACCACUGAGGACUGUGAAUGGCUGUGGCGGUCACAUUCCAUAUACCGGAACAGUAUCUCUGCAGUGGCAGAAUAACCGGAAUGGCACUAUAGAAUAUGAAAGGAUAACAUCACUUUUUUUUAUUUUAGGCCAUUCAUGGGCCUUGUAUACGAUUUUUAAUUAUCUUGGACAACUCCUUUUAAGACCUCUAAACCUCUAGCAGAAUUUGCAUCACAUUGCACUGUUUUACUUUUCAGCCUAUAAAAUGCAUAGUACAAAGAAUUCCAUUUUAUAUAUGACUAUAAUUGAUUUUAUUUUAAUGCUUAUUUUAUACAGUCUUUUUUAUUUUCUUUAUUUUUUUCUUUGUGGAAUAUUUGUUAGUGAUUUAACAAAUCUGUUAACAUGAUCUGAUAGAAGAACUGUGUAUGUUAUCCACAACUUACUGCCACUACAUCUUUUUAUCCCUUACACAUUUGGAUCUGCAAAUACAAAUACAUUUUGCUUAUCCGGGUCUACAAGACGUUCUGUAUACACUGUAAUUUUUCUAAAUGCCUAACCAGAGUCUUCGGUGACUGAGGUUGGAGAGUAAGGGUAUUGGGCAGGACAAAACCAGGGAUUUCACACAUGGAUGAGGAAUUUUUCCCCUUCUCACAUGUAUGCAUUAAAAUCUACUUGCUUGUGUCCAAAAGCAGCUGUGAUCACACAAGCAAUGUGUAAUACAGCUUGACUUUUUCAAUGAUUGCUGCAUCUAUAUUACUGUAAUGAGGACCUAUUCAUUACUGUAUGUUUUGCCGUUCCUCUAUUAUUCUUACUGGACAUUUACAAAUAAGGAUACAGCUAGGCAUUAUCAGUUGGGUUGUGUCCUAACACAGUCUAAAACCUAAAUCUAUAUCUAAUUAGUGCUCCCAGUGUUAGACUAUGCAGGGACACACCUCCAACAUGUAACACCCAGUUGGGCCUUUAUUCAUGAUAUUCUAGCAGAACUAAUAGAGGAUCAACACAAUGUACAGUUAUACGAAAAGAUGCUUCAGAGUUUUUAUUGCAUGGACAAUGCAAGUAGUUAAUAAACAGACAUGUCAGGAGAGGUAAGUCCAGAAUCUUUAGCUUUUAAACAAUACCAAGCUUGUUAUUCUAGGUGCCAUAUUCGGGCCACAGCAUUCUUUUGAAGCUGAUGGCAGCAUAAAAAGUAUUACUUGUCUGUAAGGAUGUAUCCACAUGUAGCCCUUGAGGGAAAAAAUGCAUUAAUUUUAGCCACAGGUUUUGAUGUGGUUUUUACCUUUUACAAAUCAUAGCUGCAUUGAAAAUUUUGUAAAAAAUGCAUGUAGUUUUUUCUGAUGCAGUAUUAUGCUGGUUUUAACCACACUUCAAUUGCUCUGUGUGAACAGUACCCUUAGGAGCCACUCCUUCUUAUGGUUUUAAUCUGUAAAAUUUAGGACAUUUCAACACAAGAAGCAAAAAAAGUCACUAUGCAUACCCUACUAUCUAAACCAGGGAUGGCCAACCUGCGGCUGUCCAGCUGUUGCAAAACUACAAUUCCCAGAAUCAGCCUACAGCAGGGCAUGGUGGGAAUUGUAGUUUUACAACAGCGGAAGAGCCACAGGUUGGCCAUUCCUGAUCUAAACACAUUCACCCAUUUAAGACCAAACUAAAGACAAAAAUGUCAGAAUAUUCUCUAUGGAAAUAUAUUGUUUUAGCUUUGCAUGUAAAUAUUCUAAUAAAAUACCAUUUACUCCCUGA
Messenger RNA from Bufo gargarizans (Asiatic toad), 3514 nucleotides. RefSeq names its product death associated protein kinase 3 (gene DAPK3). Gene Ontology annotation, biological process: intracellular signal transduction; positive regulation of apoptotic process; protein phosphorylation. The transcript has 8 exons. The record is from RefSeq and is a predicted model, not a curated record. Gene Ontology annotation, molecular function: ATP binding; protein serine/threonine kinase activity. NCBI's taxonomy places the organism in Eukaryota, Metazoa, Chordata, Amphibia, Anura, Bufonidae. Gene Ontology annotation, cellular component: nucleus; cytoplasm. The coding region runs from base 121 to 1482 and encodes 453 amino acids.